AUGCUCAAUGCCAAGAUUGCACAAGCCACUAAGGGUGAGCAAAAGUUGAUGGCAUACAAGUCAUUUGGUUGUGAUGUGGAGGACAAGUUCCACUUGACCAUACAUGGCUGGCCACUAGACACUAUCACAAAUCCCUCAGAUAUCAAGAAUGUGCCCCAGCUUGCCAAGGUCCAUGAAGCACUCAAGGAUGGCAGGUGCUUCUUCCACAAGAUGACCAUGGCUGAGCUCCAGCACCGAGUGACUAGAAGGCUCAAAGAGACCAAGAGCAAGGAGAAUGUUGUUGGGCUGCUGCCAACCACAAGAGACACUCACCCCAUUGGAGAAGCCACAUCUUCCUGUGGCACAGACAUCAACCUGUCUGGGGUGAAGCCUAACUUGGAUCUAUUGCAUGUGGUUGGUCCUCAACCAAGAAAGUGUGCACAGCUUGCCCCCCCUCCUGCAGGGACACAACCCAAGCCCACCACACUGGACCUGAUGGUGUUCUUGCCUCAGCCUCUCCAGGCACUGGAUGUCAAUGUGCUCAAUGUUGAUGCCAGCCUGUGGGAUCUUAUGUUUGAGCCUCCAAGGCUUCCAAUAGCGGAUAUUGUAGACAAUCUCCCUGCUGCAGCCAAGAAUGCAACUGAGCGACAAGUGCCUGUAACAGAUCUCGAAAAGCUGCCUAGUCUGUUUCAGGAAGUCAAGGCCAUCCGGCAAGAGAUCGCUUCGGUCAACUCUGAGCGGAAUCGACUGGCCGACAGAAUUAAAUCGCUCUCCAAAGACAAGUCUGAGGCAGGUUCAGAAGAGAAAACCUUAGCUAUUGCGCAAGCACGAACCCUACGAGAAACAGGGCAACGAUUGAACGACGAGCAUGAACAACGGCAGAAAGAGCUGCAACAAAUUGCCCUCUCCAUCCCAAAUUGGUCGCACAAAGAUGUCCCGAUUGGCGGAUAUGAUUGCAUCAAAGAAAUAUCGCAUGGUGGUCCCGAGCCUAUCAAUCUGGACGGAAAUCGAGAACACACCAAGAUCGCUGCAGACCUAGGUCUUCUGGACCUUCCCAGCGGCUCCAAGGUCACUGGGUACUCGUGGUAUUAUCUCCUCAGGGAGGCCGUCGCGCUCGAACAAGCACUAGUCAACUAUGCACUUUCAGUGGCAAGCUCUAAUGGCUGGACGAUGGUCACUACACCUGAUGUCAUCAAGGCGGACCUGGCUCAACGAUGUGGUUUCCAGCCGAGGGAAGACGAAGCUGGCCAGACAUAUUUUGUUGAAUCUUCGAGUGCUCGAGCGAAGAGAAAAGAGAGGGAAGAAGUAUCCUCUCAUCGUGGUGGGAUCAUGCCCGAUUCUUCUGCAGCUGAGGCUGAGCGAGAAGCCCUGGUUUUGGCUGGAACUGCUGAAAUCCCGUUAGCUGGUCUCUUUGCCUUCAAUACCUACAACAAAGACGACCUUCCGAUGACCGUUGUGGGUCUUGGGAAAGCAUUCAGAGCCGAAGCGGGCGCCCGUGGUGCCCAGACAAGGGGUAUAUACCGUGUGCACCAGUUCACCAAGGUAGAACUCUUCUCCGUCACCGCCUCCGACUCCAGCGAGCAAAUGAUGGAGACGAUGCUGUCUUUGCAAAGGCAAAUCAUCGAUGGUCUCAAUAUACCUUAUCGUGUUUUGGACAUGCCGACGGAGGAGCUGGGAGCGUCUGCUUGGCGUAAAUAUGACAUAGAAGCCUGGAUGCCUGGCCGUGGAGAGUGGGGGGAGAUCUGUUCUCUCUCCAAUUGCACCGACUAUCAGUCACGAAGACUCAAUGUUGAUUAUCUGUUGAGUAAAGAUACAGAGAGUCCGGAGACAGAAGACCCUCAACAAGGAAAACAGUCGAACAAACAGUUCUCGCACACUCUGAAUGGGACGGCCGCUGCUGUUCCUCGCCUCAUUAUUGCGUUGCUGGAGAAUGGCGCAGUCUUCAAAGAUGGCAAAGCUGUUACGUUACGAUUACCAGAGUCACUCCGAAAGUAUUGGAUUGGGCCUGAAGAGCGCAUUCGAUGGGUGGAGAAAGGACAGGGUCUAUCUUUAUCUUAAUUUCGGGAAAUUCUCGGAAUACAGUCGGCGUAUUCCUGUAUUCGAGCGAAAGUCCAGGAUAAGUCAAAUUCCC
Dacryopinax primogenitus is the source of this 2110-nucleotide messenger RNA. Its product is annotated as seryl-tRNA synthetase. The record is from RefSeq and is a predicted model, not a curated record. The coding region runs from base 1 to 2037 and encodes 678 amino acids. Lineage: Eukaryota; Fungi; Basidiomycota; Dacrymycetes; Dacrymycetales; Dacrymycetaceae. Gene Ontology annotation, biological process: mitochondrial seryl-tRNA aminoacylation. The transcript is spliced from 5 exons. Gene Ontology annotation, cellular component: mitochondrion. Gene Ontology annotation, molecular function: ATP binding; tRNA binding; serine-tRNA ligase activity.